GAAUCAAAGCGCGAGGAGUGGGGUGUCGGGCGAUAUCAUGAUGCCUCCUCUUUCUCCCCCUUCCUCUCCCUCUCUUUCCCCAAAAUCCCUUUAGCCUGUUCGACCUAAACCUACAUUGAAAUUCACCAAAAUCAGCUUCUUUUUCUAUAGAUUGCCUUUGUUUUUCCACAAUUUAUCCAAAUCGAUGUCAUUCUUUUUCAUUUGAUCUGUUCAAUUUCAUGAACCCUAUCUUUUUUAUCUGAAUUCUGACAAUCUUUUCAAAGUUUCGAUCAAUACUGUUCAUGGCGGUCACUGGUUGCUGACGCUGUCUAAUAGAUUGUCUUAUCGAUCGUCCGAUUAGCCUUUUCUCCGAUGAAGUAGUAAUCGGACCGGAACUUUUUUUCUUUUUCUUUUUGAUCGUUUUUGUUGAGUUUGUGAGUUAGGGUUUUCGUAAAUCCAACGGAAGUUUCAAUUUUCUUGAGAAUAAUUGUUAGUUGAUGGAGCCUCGUGUGGGGAAUAAGUUUCGACUUGGCCGGAAGAUCGGUAGCGGCUCGUUUGGAGAGAUCUACCUGGGUACUAAUAUUCAGACGAAUGAAGAAGUUGCUAUUAAGCUGGAAAAUAUCAAGACAAAGCAUCCACAAUUGCUAUAUGAAUCAAAGCUAUAUAAGAUACUGCAGGGAGGAACUGGAAUUCCAAAUGUGAGAUGGUUUGGAGUUGAAGGAGACUACAAUGUUCUAGUGCUGGAUUUAUUGGGUCCUAGUCUUGAGGACUUAUUUAACUUCUGCAAUCGAAAGCUGUCUUUGAAGACUGUUCUUAUGCUUGCAGAUCAAAUGAUCAAUCGUGUUGAAUUUGUUCAUUGCAAAUCAUUUCUGCAUCGUGAUCUCAAGCCAGAUAACUUCCUUAUGGGUCUUGGAAGGCGUGCAAAUCAGGUCUAUGCUAUUGACUUUGGACUAGCUAAGAAAUAUAGAGACUCCUCAACUCAUCAACACAUCCCAUAUAGAGAGAACAAGAAUUUGACUGGGACAGCUAGAUAUGCAAGCAUGAACACUCACCUUGGAAUCGAACAAAGCAGAAGAGAUGAUCUGGAAUCUCUUGGUUAUGUUCUCAUGUACUUCUUGAGAGGAAGUCUCCCAUGGCAAGGACUGAAAGCGGGAAAUAAGAAGCAAAAAUAUGAAAAGAUCAGUGAGAAGAAGGUGUCCACAUCUAUUGAAGCUUUAUGCAGAGGCUACCCUACAGAGUUUGCAUCAUACUUCCAUUACUGUCGAUCUUUAAGAUUUGAUGAUAAACCAGAUUAUGCUUACCUAAAAAGACUCUUUCGUGAUCUUUUUAUUCGUGAAGGCUUCCAGUUUGAUUACGUGUUUGAUUGGACUAUUUUGAAGUAUCAACAAUCACAGCUUGCCAAUCCUCCAUCUCGUGCUCUUGGUGCUAGUGCUGGACCAAGUAACGCGGCCCCACCUGUGGGUGCUAACCCGAUUAGGCAACUAGGUGAAGAAGGUAGGCCUGCGGGCUGGUCAUCUUCAAAUCCGUCAUGGAGUCGGAAUCCUGCAAAUUCCGGGACCUUAUCAAAGCAGAAAAUCCCAACCACCACUGAUCAAUCCAUGAGUAGAGAUUUAUCGAGGUCUAGUUUUAUCCGAACAACUGGCUCAUCUCGGCUGACCACGGGUGAACCGGACUCAUCACGUGCACGCACAACAGAUGCGAGCCCGGGUGCGGUCAACAAGGGGUCAAACAUGACCCAGAGGAGCUCCCCGGUUAUAUCUGCGGAUCAAAAGCGACCCAUUUCAAGAAAUGCUUCAAAUACCAACAUCAAGAACUUUGAAUCCACUCUCAAGGGGAUCGAGGGGAUGCAUUUUUAACACUGGGAUUUGUGUUUGUCAUUUUAUUUCAUUGCCUUGGCUUUUGUCUGUAAAUUUGUUACUUGAAAUUUUUUACUCAUAUAACGCACACUACAAUGAUUUGUUGCAUCACCAGAGUCUGCAAGCUGUCUCAUCUGUUCCACCACCACGACUGGAGUUUAUUUUUCUCAUGUCUAUUGUUGUUAUGAAAAAUAUUAUGUUGUGGAUAUUGCUUACUUUUGUAAUAUCAUUACCUACUAUUAU
This is a messenger RNA of Lactuca virosa, 2078 nucleotides long. The record is from the annotation of a GenBank genome assembly. Lineage: Eukaryota; Viridiplantae; Streptophyta; Magnoliopsida; Asterales; Asteraceae.